AUGGAACGCCUGGAAACUUUGGAAAAAAAGGACGAUUUCGCGACAGAUAAAAUAGAAAAAAAACAUUCUAUUUCACCCGAGGAAGCACAAGACGGAGGGCGGGGCACCGGGCGGCGGCCGCGCGGAGCGGGCGGGGCCAAACAGCGCCCGCCGCGCUGCGAUAACCGGGGGGGCCGGGUCGCCCCUGCCCGGUGCUCCCGGUUACACCGCAAUGGCCGGGACCGCCCCGGCCCCGCCGCCAAGAAGCCGAAGAAGGCGGCGAGCGGCUCCAAAGCCCGCAAGCCCGCGGGGCCCAGCGUCACCGAGCUGAUCACCAAGGCCGUGUCCGCCUCCAAGGAGCGCAAGGGGCUCUCGCUCGCCGCGCUCAAGAAGGCGCUGGCCGCCGGCGGCUACGAUGUGGAGAAGAACAACAGCCGCAUCAAGCUGGGGCUCAAGAGCCUCGUCAGCAAGGGCACCCUGGUGCAGAUCAGAGGUAUAGGUGCGUCUGGCUCUUUCUGCCUCAGCAAGAAACCCGGAGAAGCAAAAGAAAAGGCCUUAAGGAGGAAAAAAACUACAGUAGUCAAGUCCAAGAAGCCGGCGGCCAAGAAGCCCGCCAGCGCCGCCGAGAAGGCGGUGACAGCAAAGUACAGCCCCAAGAAAGUUAAGCCUGCAGCCAAGAAAGCAGCCAAGAGUCCCAAGGUGACAGAGGCUGUCAGGCCCAAGAAAGCGGUGGCAGCAGAGAAAAGCCCGGCUAAGGCGGUGAAGCCCAAAGCAGCCAAGCCGAAAGCGGCCAAGGCAAAAAGGCAGCACACAAGAAGUAAGCCCUCCGUGGAAAUAGUCCUGCUCCGCAUUUAAACCCAAAGCCUCUUUUAAGAGCCACCAACAUUCGGGCUGAAAUGCUGUGGCUGCCACCGGUUUCGGGAGGGGUGUGGGGGAACAGCAGUCUGCUGGU
Messenger RNA from Haemorhous mexicanus (house finch), 931 nucleotides. RefSeq names its product histone H1.10-like. The record is from RefSeq and is a predicted model, not a curated record. Gene Ontology annotation, molecular function: structural constituent of chromatin; DNA binding. Gene Ontology annotation, biological process: nucleosome assembly. NCBI's taxonomy places the organism in Eukaryota, Metazoa, Chordata, Aves, Passeriformes, Fringillidae. Gene Ontology annotation, cellular component: nucleosome.